This is a messenger RNA of Microsporum canis CBS 113480, 318 nucleotides long. RefSeq lists its product as uncharacterized. The transcript is spliced from 2 exons. The record is from RefSeq and is a predicted model, not a curated record. Lineage: Eukaryota; Fungi; Ascomycota; Eurotiomycetes; Onygenales; Arthrodermataceae. The coding region runs from base 1 to 318 and encodes 105 amino acids.
AUGGAACCUCCAGUUGUAUACACGGAACACAUUCCAGACCAUCCUCCCCAACUCCGCUCCUAUCAAGUAAGGUUGGCGGCUUGUUCCUUUGAAACUACGUCGAAAACUUGCCAAUCUGAAAAGCAAGGAUGUAUGCACUUGUCCGUGCCGACAAUGUAUACGACUACUGCUCCUACUACAUACCAGUCAGCUAUGGCCAUCAUAAACAGCUCCUCUCGAGCCGUCAACGACUUGAUGUCAAUGUUCAAAGCACGUAUCACUCUCAUGUUCCCCUGGAUUAGUCAAAUGUCUGAUAUGCAAGCUGAAUGUGCUGGCUGA